CAAUCCCCGCGCGCGCGCGUCACGUGGUGGGGGCAGAGGGGCGGCCCCGCGGCCGCGUUGGGUUAGUUGUCAGUGUGUGUGGCGGCGGCGGCGGCGGCGGAGGAGGCGGUGGAGACUCAGAGUUCUACCUUGUAAAUACUGUUAUUUGUAUAUACUGUAAAUGAUGACAUCGGUGGGCACUAACCGAGCCCGGGGAAGCUGGGAGCAGACGCAGAACCAGGCACAGCACAAACAGAGGCCACAGGCCACUGCAGAGCAAAUCCGACUUGCACAGAUGAUAUCCGACCACAACGAUGCUGACUUUGAGGAGAAAGUGAAACAACUGAUCGACAUCACGGGCAAGAACCAGGAUGAGUGUGUCAUCGCCUUGCACGACUGCAAUGGGGAUGUCAACAGAGCCAUCAACGUGCUGUUGGAAGGCAACCCGGACACGCACUCCUGGGAGAUGGUUGGGAAGAAGAAGGGGGUUUCAGGACAGAAAGACAGCGGGCAGACGGAACCCAGCGAAGAAAGCAAAGAGAACCGAGAGAGGGAGCGGGACUUCAGCCGGCGACGAGGUGGAUUGCCAAGAAGGGGCCGAGGGACGAGCCGCGGAAGAGAGUUUCGGGGCCAGGAGAAUGGACUGGACAGUGGCAAGACAGCCGGACCCACUGGAAGAGGCACAGAGAGAGGGCGACGAGGCCGCGGGCGAGGCAGAGGUGGAUCUGGAAGGCGGGGAGGAAGGUUUUCAGCCCAAGGCAUGGGAACUUUCAACCCCGCGGACUACGCCGAGCCCACGAGCACGGAAGAAGGCUACGGGAACAGUAACAGCAAUACAUGGAACAGCACCGGGAGCUUUGAGCCAGACGACGGCACGAGAGUUGAUUACAUUAGGGGUGAGGGGUCAAAUUAUCCCCGAAAAUUUGACACUGCUCCUGGUACGAGAAAUCCAGGUGCGUGGAGGACGGCGACGGAGGAAUGGGGGACCGAGGACUGGAAUGAAGAUCUUUCAGAGACCAAGAUCUUCACUGCCUCCAACGUCUCCUCUGUGCCUCUGCCUGCGGAAAAUGUGACCAUCACGGCUGGACAGAGAAUCGACCUUGCUGUGCUGCUAGGAAAGACCCCUUCUUCUCUGGAGAACGAGUCGCCCAACCUGGAUUCCUCGCAGGCACCUGCCCUCAGCCAGCCGCUGGUGUUCAGCAAUUCCAAGCAGGCUCCUAUAUCCCAGCCCAGUUCGGGGAACACCUUCCCGCACCACGGCAUGGUCGGCAUGCUGGGGAAGGGGUUCAGCGACGUCGGUGAGGCCAAAAGCGGCGGCGGAGGCACCGCAGUCUCCGCCUCAGCUGCCGCCACCACCACCACCGGCUCGCAGUUCCUGGAGCAGUUCAAGACUGCCCAGGCGUUGGCUCAGCUGGCAGCUCAGCAUCCUCAGCCAUCCGGGAGCAGCAGCGCGGCCACGUCCUGGGACAGUGGCACCACGAGCCACUCCUCGUCUCUCGUGCAGUACGAUUUGAAGAACCCGUCGGAAUCCGCUGUGCACAGCCCGUUUGCCAAGCGCCAGGCCUUCCCGCCCACCUCCGCCAUGAUGGAAGUGUUCCUGCAGGACAAGCAGCCUGUGGUGACAGCGUCCGUCACAGCCCCGCCGCCUCCUUCGUCCCCCCUGGCCAGCAAAACCAACCCCGUCCCCCAGAUGUCUCCGGGCUCCUCGGACAACCAGUCCUCCAGCCCCCAGCCAGCCCAGCAGAAGAUGAAGCAGCAGAAGAAGAAAGCGUCCUUGACAUCAAAGAUUCCCGCUCUGGCAGUGGAGAUGCCCGGCUCUGCGGAUAUCUCGGGGCUCAACUUGCAGUUCGGGGCGUUGCAGUUUGGUUCGGAGCCUGUCCUCUCGGAGUACGAGCCUGCCCCCGCGACAAGCGCCUCCGUCAGCCAGCCUCCGAGCACCCUGUACACGAGUACUGCAAGCGAGUCUCUGUCCACGAUUUCGUCCAAUAAGAGCCAGGAGCCGGGUUACCAGAGCGGCACCAUGCCUACAGCAACAUAUACCUCCCAGAACAGCGCUCAGGGACCACUGUACGAGCAGAGAUCCACUCAGACCCGGCGGUACCCAAACUCCAUUUCCUCUUCGCCCCAAAAAGACUUGACCCAGGCCAAGAACGGCUUCAGCUCGGUGCCGCCCACGCAGCUGCAGACCACGCAGACAGCCGAAGGUUCUGCAGGCCCCGCUGUGAAAUCGGACUCCCCCUCUGCCCCCAGCAUCGCGACCCCUCUCAACGACACUGUGUCCGCAGCAUCCUUGCUCACCACGGCCACCCAGCACUCUUCGGUGCUCAGUAGCCUGAACCACACGGAGGAGCUCCCCAGCACGGCCACCACGCAACACAGCAGCACGUUACCCACCCCUCAGAACAGCCUCUCCUCGUCGACUUCUGCUGGCCGCACGUCAACUUCCACUCUCUUGCACACCAGUGUGGAGAGCGACGCCGGGCUCCAUUCUUCCGCAAGCACUUUCUCCACCUCCUCCAGCACCGUCUCGGCUGCGCCCCCCGUGGUCAGCGCCUCCUCGAGCCUGAGUAGCGUCAGCAGCCUGGGCCUGAGCCUAAGCGGCAACUCCACGGUGACCGCCACGACCCGCAGCUCUGUUGCCACGACGUCAGGGAAGGCUCCACCCAACCUGCCUCCAGGAGUGCCGCCAUUGCUGCCGAACCCGUACAUCAUGGCUCCAGGGCUGCUGCACGCCUACCCGCCGCAGGUUUAUGGCUACGACGACCUACAGAUGCUUCAGACGAGAUUCCCCUUGGACUACUACAGCAUCCCGUUCCCCACACAGACCACCCCGCUUACUGGAAGAGACGCCAGCUUGAGCAGCAAUCCUUACUCUGGUGACCUUACGAAGUUUGGCCGCGGUGACGCCUCUUCCCCUGCUCCGGCCACCACCCUGGCCCAGCCUCAGCAGAACCAGACCCAGACGCACCACACCACCCAGCAGACGUUCCUGAACCCGGCCCUGCCUCCCGGCUACAGCUACACCAGCCUGCCCUACUACACCGGAGUCCCGGGGCUGCCCAGCACCUUCCAGUACGGGCCAGCUGUGUUCCCCGUGGCUCCCACUUCUUCCAAGCAGCACAGCGUCAACGUCAGCAUGAACGCCUCGGCCACCCCCUUCCAGCAGCCCAGCGGCUACGGCUCCCAUGGAUACAGCACCGGUGUGUCAGUAACAUCCAGUAACACAGGAGUGCCGGACAUCUCUGGUUCUGUUUACUCCAAAACACAGCAGCAGUCGUUUGAGAAGCAGGGAUUCCACACCGGAACCCCCACGGCCUCCUUCAACCUGCCGUCGGCGCUGGGCAGUGGCGGCCCCAUCAACCCUGCCACCGCCGCAGCAUAUCCGCCGGCCCCGUUCAUGCACAUCCUGACGCCUCAUCAGCAGCCGCACUCCCAGAUCUUGCACCACCACCUGCAGCAGGACGGGCAGUCGAUUUUGUACUUCCAACGCCAGCAGGAAGACCAGAGCGGCACUGGGCAGCGCAGCCAGGGCACCUCCAUCCCGCAGAAGUCGCAGGCGAACAAGUCUGCCUACAACAGCUACAACUGGGGCGCCAAUUGAGGGGAGGCUCAGAGGCGGCUCCACACACUUCAACCAAGAGACAAACGGAA
Podarcis muralis (Common wall lizard) is the source of this 3630-nucleotide messenger RNA. Lineage: Eukaryota; Metazoa; Chordata; Lepidosauria; Squamata; Lacertidae. The record is from RefSeq and is a predicted model, not a curated record.